Pseudophryne corroboree (corroboree frog) is the source of this 4481-nucleotide messenger RNA. RefSeq names its product prodynorphin (gene PDYN). Gene Ontology annotation, cellular component: axon terminus; plasma membrane; dendrite. The transcript has 3 exons. Bases 227 to 1063 code for a protein of 278 amino acids. Gene Ontology annotation, biological process: neuropeptide signaling pathway; chemical synaptic transmission; sensory perception. Lineage: Eukaryota; Metazoa; Chordata; Amphibia; Anura; Myobatrachidae. Gene Ontology annotation, molecular function: opioid receptor binding. The record is from RefSeq and is a predicted model, not a curated record.
GAUUGGCAGAUGAAUUUGAAGAUUACCACCAGUAGAGCCCCUCCCUGUGCACCUCCCCUCACAUAAGUAGUUCUGAAGAGUCUCAUCGCUCAGGCAGGAAAAGCUGGACGUGACUGUGUGGAGUUAACAUCACUGUGUCCUGCCUGAACCCACAAAAGGACAGAGGAGCCCCCAACUACCGAUAGACUGCUUCAUCCUAAAAAGAGAAAAUCUUUGUUUUGACACAAUGGGUUUGCUGGUUUUGAUCAUGCUGCUGAGUCUCUCUGCUCCACGAGCCGCCUGUGCAGACUGUGUGUCCUGGUGCUUCUCCUGUGCCCUGCAGACCCGACUCGCCAACACUCCCAUCAACCCUCUGGUUUGCUCUUUGCAGUGCGAAGAAUCAUUAUCAUCUAUGACCGAAUGGGAGCGAUGUGAGAAGAUCCUGUCUACUUUAGGAGCUGUUCUAGAGGUCUCCAAAAGGGAGCAGGAAAGAGUACCCAUGUCCUCAGAUUUGCUGGAUAUGCCAGUAAAACGUUAUGGAGGAUUUAUUAAAAAAUUGGAUAAAAAUAAAUUCUUAUUUAACUACCCUAAGCGAGAGAAUAGUAACUACAAGGGAGAAACUAGUAAGACAUAUGGUGGUGUCUUACAGAAGUUUGGGGAGAGAGACCUCCAGGAAAUACCCAACUCAGAGCAGGAAUCUGAAGUCAAUGAGGAUUCCGAGGAAGAAGACAAGGCAUGGAGUGCUAAAGAUGAGAGGAAACGCUAUGGAGGGUUCCUGCGCAAAUACCCCAAAAGAAGUCUGGAAAAUGUACAGGGAAUAGAGUUAGAAAGGAGGAUAGUGCUGAACCCAGAGAUGGAGCCAGGACAGGGGGUAGAGGAAUUGGAAACAGAACAGGGGGUGGAGACAGAACACGGGGUAGCUGAUCUUCAAAAACGCUAUGGGGGAUUUAUGCGCAGGAUCCGGCCCAAAUUAAAGUGGGACAAUCAGAAACGAUAUGGGGGAUUCCUCAGGCGUCAAUUUAAGGUCAGUACAAGGUCAGAAGAGGAGCCCAGCACCUUUUCCGGCGAGUUGUCUGACCUUUAAGAAACUUUAGUGUCAGUGGAAGGUGGCAAGGAGGUGGUGGAAUGAUCAGAGGCAACUCAAAAACAUAAACAUUACUCUUCAUUCAUUCUGUUUAGUCUUUGAUCCAACCAUCCCAUUGACCAAAAAUGUAAUUGAUGGGAACUGUCGCAUCAUACAAACCUGAAAUGUAGCUCUAUCCUAUUGUAGUCUGUGAGGAAGCUAGACCUCAUAUGAAAUUGCAAAUAAACACAUAGCACCAUCUACAGACUAUAAGGAGGUACUGCACUUUAUUAAUGAAUUUCUGUAAAAUGCAGGUUUUCCAAUUACCUUGAAUGUACUUAGCACCUAACACUACAAAUGUUAUACAACAAAGGAGCUGAUGCAGGAUGAGUACUUGGCCAGAGGGUGUACGUAUAUAUACUGUAUGCACCCAUGCCAAUUCUGCCACUUAUUCUUGCCUGCACAAGAUUUUGCAGAACAGGGGUGGUCAUUCCGAGUUGUUCGCUCGUUAUUUUAUUUUUUCGCAACGGAGCGAUUAGUCGCUAAUGCGCAUGCGCAAUGUCCGCAGUGCGACUGCGCCAAGUAAAUUUGCUAUGCAGUUAGGUAUUUUACUCACGGCAUUACGAGGUUUUUUCUUCGUUCUGGUGAUCGUAAUGUGAUUGACAGGAAGUGGGUGUUUCUGGGCGGAAACUGGCCGUUUUAUGGGAGUGUGUGAAAAAACGCUACCGUUUCUGGGAAAAACGCGGGAGUGGCUGGAGAAACGGAGGAGUGUCUGGGCGAACGCUGGGUGUAUUUGUGACGUCAAACCAGGAACGACAAGCACUGAACUGAUCGCACUGGAAGAGUAAGUCUCGAGCUACUCAGAAACUGCACAGAGAAGUCUUUUCGCAAUAUUGCGAAUCUUUCGUUCGCAAUUUUGAUAAGCUAAGACUCACUCCCAGUAGGCGGCGGCUUAGCGUGUGCAAAGCUGCUAAAAGCAGCUUGUGAGCGAACAACUCGGAAUGAGGGCCCGGAUGAGGUGAACGCUUUUAAACAUGUUCCAAGUACAGUCUCGGUGUGUUCACGCAAAACCAUGAAAAAAAAAGCACAUUUGCCUGAAAAACAAUAUUAUUUGCAGGUGGUUAGUUCAGAUGCAAGUAGUGAAUGAUGAUGGCUGUCAGCACUAGCGAACUACUUGUUAUUGGCUGUUUGUGAAGACUCAGUGAUUGGGGCUUUCUGUGUUGCUUAGGCAUAGAUUGUGCUUUUGUGAGCCUGAUAAAAAACUUUUUUUUUCUAAUUUGCGUAUACAAAACAGGGAGUUUUUUCUGCUGUAUUAGGGUUUUUUUUUUGCAGUUUGUGUUUGUUGCACAUAAAAUAUGAGCGCAAUGGACAUGUGUUAGAGACGUGUGUCUGACAUAAAGCUGACACAUCUACUCAUUUAGAACUCUGUCAUACCCCUUUCAGACAUGAGACAUAGCUCAACAUAGCUCCGACCCAGGUUUUUGAAUACAGCUUCGACCCAUGUCCCAGCUAGGGACCCCCUUUCACACUGCACCUUAGACCUGGGAAUUUCCCAGGUCAAAUCUGCUCACACUGUACCCGUGUCUGCCCUGGAAUUCAGUGCGAGUCAUUGCUCAUUGUGCUCUGGCAUCUGCAGAUGAUGUCUUCUGCAAGUGCUCCAAACAGCCCAUUAAGUAUUUUCAGCGGAAUCCAGAUCUAAAAAAAUCCAGAACACCACAUUCACACUAGAGGCAACCCGGGUUAGUCCCAGGAAUAACCCUGGUACCGAGCAGGGUCGCCUACCAGGGACAUCUGACCAGGGUCGGGUCUGUUCACACACAACCAAAAUCCAGGUCGAGCCGCAAGCCCUCCCAGGUAGAAAAGCUAUGUCUGAAAGGGGUAUAAGGGAAUGGAAAUAAGUUUUGGCAUGCAACAUUUUCAUUUGGAAAUUAUGCUUAUUUUACAGCCAAUUACGCAUUAGCUCCAAAGUGACUAUGGAAUUGGUGCUGUACAUUUUAUAUAUAUAUAUAUAUAUAUAUAUAUAUAUAUUUAAAGUAUAGAUAUACAUCAUAAUAAGAUAAUAUACAUAAGGUGUUGAGUUCGAUAUGCCAGUGGUCGGGAUACCGGCGGUCUGAAUACCGUCUGUGGCAUCCCAAUGGUGAGACUCCCAACAGGGGGAAUGUAAGUAUACUUACCUUCCCCCAAUGCCCACCCAAACCCUUCCGUUCUGCAGCCUAAACCUAAACCCCCCCCCCUUCACACACACACACCCUAACACUAACCCUCCCCGCCGGUGGUGCCUAAACCUAACCCCCCCCCCCCCCCCUUCCCGCAACCCUUCCCCGGGGGGGUCCCUAAACCUAACCCCUUCUCCCCACAGCCUAACCUAUCCCUCCCCAGGGGUGGCUAUACCUACCCCCUUCCCCCUUGCAGCUUAAAACUAACCCCCCUCCCCACAGCCUAACCCUAGCCCUUCGCAGCCUAUCCCUCCCCCAGCAGCUUACUGUCCAGCGGCCCGGCAGUCAGUCGUUUGGGAUCCCAGCUGUCUGGAUUCUGGUGCUGGGAUUGUGAUCCCAGUUGGGAUGCCGACACCAGCAUUCCGAGCAGUGUCGGGAUUCUGGUGUCGCUAUUUCAACUGCCAGGAUCCCGACAGUCGGGAUCCUUACCGGAUCCCUACAUAAGUAGUAUCCUAUGUUUCAUAUAUACAUAUAGAGCCUCUGAGACAUAUCAAAAUAAUGCAUCUCUCAGAAAAGAAAAAAAAGUACCGCAAAGUGCGUUUUCCUUUCUUUAAAAAUGCCUUCUACUAAAAACCAGGGCAUAAUAAUAUGGAUACAGAGAUUUACACAGUAAAAUAUUUUUCACAAACCUUUUACCCCCCCCCCCCCCCCUCCACCCCCACCCCAUAAACUACUUCAUUUGUUGCAAAGGAAAAUGGGUCAAUGAAUGAAUAAAUAAAUAAAUAAUACUGCCACUGGCUUUGAGGUACCUGCAAAGGAUUAUAGGGUGCUUGAAAUUAUGAAUGAGAGGAAAAAAUAGUAAUUUUGUUUUGUUUGUGUUUAACACCGUUCCAUUUGAAAAUUUUGUUCUACCAGGUCUAGUAAGUGAUGAAAUGAAGGUGGACCUCCCUUUUAAGACUUGUUCAAACCAUUGCUCACCUUUCCACCACCUCCCAUCCACCUAGCCUCCCCUCCUUCAUUUAUACAGUAUCCCCCUUUCCUCUCUGAUGGAUGAAAAUGUACAGCUGUUUUUUUGCUGUCAUAUUAUCGCUAUAUAAAUACAAGAUGUCAUCUUACUUUCUCCAUAUCCUUCGUACAGUUAAUGAAUCAAUGCUGUUACUGUUUUUGUACCCAACAAGCAAUCUCUACAGCCUGCAAAUAAAUCCUAAUACACAUUGUACACCUCACUCCUACUGCUUGUUGUUAUAUAUGUGAAGAAAUAAAUUAAUUUAUGCUCUUAAUAA